CGCCCUGACUGAGUAUCGAGCAUAAAUUUCGAGUGGCAGCCCUAGCUGCGACUCAGUUCAGUGACACAAUUUGUCAGAUUCAGAUUUGUUCGAUUUGUGGAAAUAUCAGCAACAAAAAUGCCGCGACGCAAGCGCACCUUGACGAACAAAAACAGCGAUACCGGCACGGACGCCGCGCAGCCGCAGCCCCCUCCGGUCAAAAGGAUGCGCAUUGCUUUCCAGGCAAUGGACAUACCCAAGCGACGCCAGACUGUGGGCACGGUGCUGGUAUGCGGCACGGGCGACUUCGGCCAGCUUGGCUUGGGUGAGGAUAUCCAGGAGCGGAGGGGCCUUGCAGUGGUGGAGAACAUUCCAGGUCCUGUGGACGUUUGCGCCGGUGGCAUGCACAGCCUCGUGCUGACGGAGAGUGGCGACAUCUACUCGUUCGGCUGCAACGACGAGGGCGCCUUGGGGCGAGACACCAGCGAGGAAGGCAGCGAGUCGCUGCCCGCUCUGGUCCGUUUGCCCGGCAAGGCGGUGCGCAUCUCGGUGGGAGACUCGCACUCCGCUUGCUUACUGGAGGACGGCAGCGUCUAUGCUUGGGGAUCGUUCCGCGACUCGCACGGAAACAUGGGCCUGACCAUUGAUGGCAACAAGCGCGUACCCGAAAAUCUUUUGGCGGGAACUGUCUGCUGCAGCAUCGCCUCGGGCUCCGAUCACUUGGUCAUAUUAACCACCAUGGGAAAAGUGUACACGAUAGGAUGCGCUGAGCAGGGCCAGCUGGGACGCAUUUCAGAGCGUUCAGUGGACGGAGGGGGUCGCCGUGGCAAGCGCGAUUUGCUGCAACCGAACCAGUUGAUCGUGCAUCGAAGCAAGCCGUUCGAGGCCAUUUGGGCCACAAAUUACUGCACGUUCCUGCGGGAAUCCCAAACAGAAACUAUUUGGGCCGUCGGCUUGAACAACUUCAAGCAGCUGGCCUGCGAUAAAGAUGUGGUUCGGAUUUUACAUCCGAUUAGGACUUCUCUUAAGCAGAUCAAUCAGAUCUGUGGUGGCAUACAACAUACACUGUUUCUGAAGAAUGAUCAACGAUGCUAUGUCGUUGGUCGGCCAGAGUAUGGACGCCUGGGACUGGGCAGCCAGCAGGACGUGGUGGCCCAAUUAACGCCCACUAUUAAUCUCCCUGCCAAUAUCGUCCAUGUGGGAUGUGGCGAUAUCUCUUCAUAUGCCAUCACCGAAGAUGGCAAGCUAUAUGCCUGGGGCAUGGGCAACAGCUACCAGCUGGGCGUGGGCGACGGCGAUGAUCAACUGGAGCCGGCCCUUGUCGGAGGCAAGAGUAUCCAAAACCGGAAGAUGCUGCUUGCAUCGGGCGGUGGCCAGCACGCUCUGUUUUUGGGCGAGGCUGAUGCGAAGGAGCAAGAGGAAUCAGCAGCCAGCUCGAGCAGCAUGACGGACCACACUCCUAUUGCCUCUUCAACUUUAAUCGAGGAAACUCAAGUUGACUGCCCCCGAAUCCAAUUCGGUUUUUAAUUAAGACAUGUUUUCCUAAGAUACCUACAAUACCAUCACGGAGAACACCACAAACACUGCCAAUGGAUCUAAGAUCUAAGAAAAUUAUUUGA
Drosophila miranda is the source of this 1598-nucleotide messenger RNA. RefSeq names its product regulator of chromosome condensation-like. The transcript has 2 exons. Gene Ontology annotation, cellular component: cytoplasm. The record is from RefSeq and is a predicted model, not a curated record. Bases 118 to 1506 code for a protein of 462 amino acids. Lineage: Eukaryota; Metazoa; Arthropoda; Insecta; Diptera; Drosophilidae. Gene Ontology annotation, molecular function: guanyl-nucleotide exchange factor activity.